GAAUAUUUGUUAUUGUUGUUGAGGCAGUCAUCAAAAGCUUUUGCAUGCUCAUGUGAAGCAGGACAAUAAACAGGCGAGAUGAAAUAUAUAGUUCGGUUUUGGUUUUGGACGCGCAUAAUUUAUACAAGAAAAGAAAGUAUGAAUUUACUGUGGCACGCUAUCGCUAGUGCAGCCCCAUGGUACACGUUGCGCGUGCUUUGGCAUGACAAGUAGUCGGAAAUGGG
Molecule: messenger RNA, 224 nt
Organism: Amoebophrya sp. A120
Lineage: Eukaryota; Dinophyceae; Syndiniales; Amoebophryaceae
Source: the annotation of a GenBank genome assembly